Molecule: messenger RNA, 1068 nt
Organism: Gordionus sp. m RMFG-2023
Lineage: Eukaryota; Metazoa; Nematomorpha; Gordioida; Chordodea; Parachordodidae
Product: MFS-type transporter SLC18B1-like
Exons: 10
Coding region: 1-1068 (355 amino acids)
Biological process (GO): transmembrane transport
Molecular function (GO): transmembrane transporter activity
Source: RefSeq, a predicted model, not a curated record
AUGGUAGUCUGGAAAGAUAUACUAAUUCUAAUCCUGAUUGGCAUACUGGAUCUUCAAUCCAACGCUUCAUUUUCCAUCAUUUCCUCAUUCUUUCCAAAAGAGCUUUCAAAGAUAGGUUAUCGAGUAGCAUUUCUUGGUGGAGUUUUGAUAGUGGCCACUUCAACUCUAGCAUUUUCUAUGGUCAGCGAAAUAAAGAUGACCGAAAAACCUUGGAUCUUCAUUAUGUGCUGCAUGAUAGCUAGAGGUUUCCAAGGCCUAGGUUGCUGUUUAUAUUUACUCGCGGCUUUCGUGUACGUCUCACAGCUGUUUAAUGACAACAUUGGAUUAGCUUUCGGUUUUAUUGAAACGUGUGAAGGUUUAGGAGCUAUGGGAGGCCAUGGUCUAGGAGGAUGGCUGUUCAUGUAUGGAGGGUUCAAGUUUCCUUUCAUAGUUCUCGGAAUGAUCAUUUUGGGGACAACUAUCAUCGUCAAUUUUGUUAUACCAGAAAUUAGAAUUGAAGCAGAAAUCAAUGAAAGACGAGAAAAUGGAAAUAUGUUGUCUCAAUUCGCUGCAUUGUUGAAAGAUGGACGAGUGUUUUGCGUUAAUAUCUUGGUUUUAGGCGGGUCUUUUAGCAUUUCGUAUAUGGUAGCGUUCGUGGCUGUUUACCUUGAAAGGGUUAACAUAAAUAAUUAUCCUCAACUAGCUUACUCUAUACUGUUUAUGUUUCUGGGAUUGGCGUACGCCUCUCAACUUAUUCCUGCCAUUGCUGAUCUUUUCGAAUACUCACGUUCUUUAGAUAACGAUGAUGAAAGCUCUAAUUUACAAAGAAAAGGCGUGAUCUCUGGUCUAUACAAUUCCACUCUAUCUUUAGGAGCUUUGAUGGGUCCUCUGUGUGGCGGACUUUUUAUUCAAGCCAUGGGAAUAUCCAAGGCAUCCGUGGCGAUCUCAUUUUGCAAUAUUUCCCUGGUAUUCAUAGGUUUAGGGUUAAUUUCAAAGAAAAGUGCAAUUGAAACUCGUCAAAAUAAUCCUUUAAACGGCGACACUACUCCAAUCACAGAACAUCAGGAUGAACAAUUAUUAUGGACUUAA